UCUGCUCUGUGUGAAGCACACUCCCUCAUACACAUCAAAUAUGAUCAGCUGGUUUCAGGAAACCAACUAACUAAACUUCAUCUUCUGCCUGAAAUCAAGGAGCCGUGUUUCUAAACGGCCUUAGCGACAGUAACUAAGGGGCGGGGCGAGACGCCGUGACAUCGCGAGAACACUCCGCGGGAUCCCGCAGCGCUCCUGUAUCUCAGCCUGAAGAGCUCCGAGACCAGAAUCCAGACUCGGUCCAGGACAACACGGUCCACCAGUCACAGCGGAGACCUGCAGGACGAUGGAGAACCAGAACCCGGACCGCAGGAGCCAAACAGCAGCCUCGUGCUCUGAUAGCGCCGAUGUUCAGAAACGGAGAGGAAGAGAAGAACUCAAACGUCACCACUGUCGGCACUGUGACAAAUCCUUCAAAAGAUCUGGGCAUUUACAGAUUCAUCAGAGAGUUCACACUGGAGAGAAACUGUACAGCUGUGACCAGUGUCGGAAAACUUUUACUCAGUCAGGUAGCCUAGAAGUCCACAGACGUAUUCACACUGGAAAGAGACCAUACAGAUGUGACCAGUGUGGGAAAACUUUUACUCAGUCAGGUAGCCUAGAAGUCCACAGACGUAUUCACACUGGAAAGAGACCAUACAGAUGUGACCUGUGUGGGAAAACUUUUACUCAGUCAGGAAGCCUAGAAAUCCACAGACGUGUUCACACUGGAGAGAAACCGUACAGCUGUGAUCAGUGUGGGAAAGCUUUCGCUAGAACAGGUGACCUGGCAAAGCACCUGCGUGUUCACACUGGAGAGAAACCGUACAGCUGUGACCAGUGUGGGAAAGCUUUCGCUACAACAGGUGACCUGGCAAAGCACCAGCGUGUUCACACUGGAGAGAAACCGUUCAGCUGUGACCAGUGUGGGAAAGCUUUCGCUACAACAGGUGACCUGGCAAAGCACAGGCGCAUUCACACUGGAGAGAAACCAUACUGGUGUGACCAGUGUGGGAAUGCUUUCACCACAUCAAGUGGCUUGGUAAAGCACAGACGCGUUCACACUAGAGAGAAACCGUACUGGUGAACGUUUGACGUGCUACAGCAAACUUUCAAUGAUUCACUCAUUGUUCUGCAUUAAUGGG
Molecule: messenger RNA, 1124 nt
Organism: Micropterus dolomieu (smallmouth bass)
Lineage: Eukaryota; Metazoa; Chordata; Actinopteri; Centrarchiformes; Centrarchidae
Product: zinc finger protein 239-like
Exons: 2
Coding region: 287-1066 (259 amino acids)
Biological process (GO): regulation of transcription by RNA polymerase II
Cellular component (GO): nucleus
Molecular function (GO): RNA polymerase II cis-regulatory region sequence-specific DNA binding; DNA-binding transcription factor activity, RNA polymerase II-specific
Source: RefSeq, a predicted model, not a curated record